Messenger RNA from Asterias rubens (European starfish), 3547 nucleotides. RefSeq lists its product as uncharacterized. The transcript is spliced from 8 exons. Bases 150 to 1415 code for a protein of 421 amino acids. Lineage: Eukaryota; Metazoa; Echinodermata; Asteroidea; Forcipulatida; Asteriidae. Gene Ontology annotation, cellular component: plasma membrane. The record is from RefSeq and is a predicted model, not a curated record.
GUGAUUUUAUGCAUUUCGGCACUAGCAUCAUUCUGCACUCUUCUAACCAGGUUCCCCUCUUCUAGUCAGAGCUUAAAUCAGUCUUUCAAUCAGUUACCACCUCAGUAUAUAGAGCAAAUUUAAACAGACGCAAGUCACAUUGAGUAAGUAUGGCAUCCCAGCGCAAGUUCACGACUAUGGAUGCAAAUGCUAACCUAGUGUCUCCAGGGAACGGGCACAAGGCGACAAGUCAGUACUGCAGCAACGGUAGCAGUCUCAUCAAUGGUUCUGAAUCUCCUCAUCCAUCCCAAGAUAGUGCAUCAUCAGCGGGUACAGUCAGGGUGUCAAUGGGCUCCCUGGCCCGUGUCAUGACCUGCAUCUUAGCUGGGGCCAUCUUCGGGCUGUCCAUGGAAAAGGGACGGGUAUUCGAACCAGAGCUGAUUCGUAGGCAGAUGGAUUUCAGCUGUUUGAUUAUGCUCAAGAUGUUCCUUGCAGCAGUCGCUGUGGUUCUAGUGUCUAUGACAGCCUUAUCGGUCAUAUCUUUGACCAGGCAGAGAUUCCACAUUGCAAGGGAUAACUUCAUCUGCCGCCUCAGUGCUAAGGGUGUGUCAGCUUCAGCCAUAGGCGGAACCCUUCUUGGUGUCGGGAUGACUUUUGCUGGCGCAUGUCCGGGUGCAGUGCUGGUGCAGAUUGGGGCAGGCGUGUGUAAUGCAUUUUACACCUUGGUUGGUAGCAUAAUAGGAGCAAUGCUCUACGGAGUGACAGAGAGAACAGUGUCAAGAUGGACACGGCCAAAUAAUCCGCCACAGAAAGUCCGAAUUGAUGAGGUCAUCGGACUCCCCUUCUGGAUGGUUGCUCUCCCUCUUGGUGUCGUCAUGGCAUUAAUUGUGUAUCUCCUUGAAGUGAUGGUACCCUGGAAAAAUGAACUUUCUGCACCUAAUAACAAUGAUGCUUCACUGGUAGCCUUACGAUCAUGGUUGCCAUCAAUCUCUGGGGCUCUUAUUGGCAGCAUGCAAAUCCCUAUUGUCCUAGCAAUGGGACAGACUAUGGGAGGGAGUGGAAGCUACUGCACUAUGGCCGCUCAGUUCUUCCCGUCAGAAACCCUUGCCAGAAUCUCUCCAUAUCUUCUGCGUACUAAGUAUGGGUUCAACAACUGGUGGUCGAUUGCAUAUGGAUGUGCUGCCAUUAUUGGAGCCAUAUUCUCUGCUUCAAUGUCUGGGUCACUUGGCACCACACUGGGGGUGCCUGCUCACCAUGCCUUUGUGGGGGGCAUUGUCAUGGUCUAUGGGUCUCGCCUAGCCGGAGGGUGCACAAGUGGUCAUGGGAUGUCUGGUAUGGGUACGCUUUGCCUCUUCUCCUUUGUAGCUGUUCCAGCUAUGUUUAUUGGUGGCAUUGGAACACUAGCCAUGAUCAAACUUACUGGACUGGUAAAUUAAACACAAUGAAUCCAUCGAAAUAACAACCAAUCCAAAGUAAAAGAUACAAAACCUCCAAUCAAAACCAUAUAUAUUUUUUUCUGCUUGUCUUGUGUAUCAAAUUUUGUUUAUCCACAUGAUUUUUUAGUUCAAUUUUAUUUGCCCUUGUUUAGCAGUUUUAUUGAUAAAUUAAUUAAUCGAUUUUUGAGCAAUAUAUACAUGUACACAGAAUAUAAAAUGACAUAAUCCACUUACACUAUGCAAAUUCCUUCCAAAUUACAGCAUAAACACUUUGAUCAAGAGUAGGAUUUAGAAUUAUUCAACAACUGACAAAUUGACAGCUUCUGAGUCAGAGAGACUAACUUUGUUGAGCCAAGUAACAAUAAUAAAGGUGUAACCAAAGCUUGUUUCCAGGGGUGAUCGAUCUCACCACACCCCUGGUUCAUUAGAAGGAGCCACAUUCUAGCACAUUUAAGCUCAAGUAUGGCAACUCAGCUAAAUGGCAUAAAGACCCCUCUCAAACCUUCUUUGACCUUGUGGUAUAUCUAGCUGUAAACAGUUUAAGAUCAUGUUGUAAAAAUAUUAAUCAUUUAAAAUGGAUCCACCUAAAAUACUUGCAAAAUGACACGUAGGAUACUAAGAGUCCUACAAGCGCCAUACAAGAGCUCAAAUGUUUUCAACAAGCAUUCAGCAAAGUAGUCAACCCUUGGUGAUCAGCGUUGUUUUUCAGUACAUCUCGACCAGGGGUUUAUAGAGACGAGAGGUAUCGAUGCAGUGCGCUGCCCGAGGUAAUGAGGCUGGGUUUUACCAUCUUCUGCUUUCAAAAAUCAAUGUCAAAUAAAUGUAACUAAAUCAAGUAGUCUGGCCUCCAUUUUGGUACUAUGAAAAAAACAUUGAAAGUACAGGGGAAAGACAAUUCUUGACUUCAACACGACACAGGUGAAUAGCAAAGAAACAGGCGACUAUUUCAUGGAGCUACUAUAAUAUGUUGUCCAUGUGUAAAGAACCGCAGAUCCAUAAGCUAACUAACUUCAGUACUAAUCUAUAAUAUACAUGUCAACAAACGAGCCAUAAUUUUAUAAAGACUUGUACACAAUGUAUAAACUUGCUGAGAACAAAACAAACUUGCUUAGCAGCAAUACAUGUACAGGUUAUGUGAGCCAAACUUUCCUAUGUGCAACACAAACAGGCAGUGAAAAUAAAUUACAGGUUAUACUUAAGUCAAUUCAUUUGUCAAAACUACCCAAGUUUAAUGUAAAAUUUACUUUAAUAUGUAAUUUUCAAGCUGUAACUUUUGUUAAGAAUGUUUUGAAAGAUUGUUGAAAUUCAGUUUUGAUCUCAGGAGGGUCUUUUUGAAAGGCAGUUUAAUGAUUUUGGACAAUUCUAAGUGGAAGUCAUUCCGGUGCGGUGCACUAAAUUCAAAAUUAUUAUGACUUGGAGUGAAAUAAGUGAUCAGGGACCAAUUUUUGUAUGAUUACAGAAUACUAUUUUUGGUAUAAAUUUAAUAUUUGCCCAGCUGGCUGGAAUUUCUAAAAAAGGAUAUUAAGGUACAAAAAGGAAAGAAAAGUAUUGAAUUAAGUAGAAUAACACAAUCAUGAGUAGCAAGUAGUACUGUUUAGGUAUGCAGAUUUAUUUGUAAUAAAAAAAUACAGUACAACGGAACCUGUUAACAAACCUACACAUUAAAUUGUGAUGAGUAGUAUCUGUAAAAUACUGCCAAAAUAGAUCGUAUGAAUCACAUGGUGGGGUGGGGAAGGGUGGAUUGGUUAUAAAAAUACUGCAUCACAUUCCAAGCUUCUACCCCUCACAAAACACAUUGAAACUAGUCUAUGACAAUUUACUAUAUUUAAAUACUAGGCUGGUGCUUUUACUUUUGCUUUACAAAUGUUGAAUGUUUUAUGCCUAGCAACUUAUUAGGUUUGUUUUUGGCUGCCAAGAUGUCUUGAACUAAAGGGCACUGUGGUUGUGAUCAUAGGGAGUCUUUGGCCAGACAUUAUCCUCUGAACUCUCACCCAGUUACUGCAUACACACACUGCGAUAAUAAUGACAGCACCCUUUAAACCUGGGUAAUUGGGUGAGAGGGCCUCUAUUGGUAAUUACGAGAAAUAAUUGUUCGCAUAAAAACUUACUUGGUAACAAGCAAUGGAGAGCUG